This is a messenger RNA of Branchiostoma floridae (Florida lancelet), 762 nucleotides long. RefSeq names its product plasminogen-like. The record is from RefSeq and is a predicted model, not a curated record. Gene Ontology annotation, molecular function: endopeptidase activity; signaling receptor binding. The coding region runs from base 20 to 487 and encodes 155 amino acids. The transcript is spliced from 5 exons. Lineage: Eukaryota; Metazoa; Chordata; Leptocardii; Amphioxiformes; Branchiostomatidae.
GAAACUGUCACUUCAGAAGAUGUGUCCGGCAGACAAGAAACUGGAAGAAAAAUUUAAAAAGCUACUGGCGAGCUUCGAACUGUGCCAUAGGGAGGCCAAGGUCAUGAAAAAUGGUCUUCAACAGUGUAAAGCUGAGGUCUCCGCAGCCAAGGAACACGCAGCUAUUCGUCAAGCAAUUACACCGGAACCUCAAGAAAGGAAGCUGGAACAUUGUUUCGUACCGGAAAUGGACUGUUACACUGGGUACGGCCAUUACUACCGCGGGACCGUGAACGUCACCGAGAGAGGGUACCCCUGUCAGUUGUGGGAGGCACAGGAACCACGACGUCACGACAGGACUCCCCAGAACUAUCCACAUGACGACCUGGCGGGACACAACUACUGCAGGAACCCAGACUGGGGCAGGAAGCCCUGGUGUUACGUGGCCCAGCCGCCCCCAGCCCCGCGCUGGGAACAUUGCGUCGUGCCGGCAUGCCCUACUGCAUGAUUACAGAAGGCACUACUUGCAAGCACCCAGAUGAUCAGAUGUUCAAGUCAUUUCCUGUCAUCUAACUGUUAUAUACGCAUGGCGUCAUUGAUUUGAAAUUUUGAAAAAAUGAAACUUUAAAGUUAAGGCUGUUAGUAUAAAAUUGACAAAAUUUGUGUAUUGCCCAGGAAACCUAAUUAUACAUAACAUUCAUGGAAAAGGCAUUGCUUAUCCUUGAAAUGAUAUUGACGAAAAUUUGCUUUCGUUGAUAAUUUCAAUGAGAACAAGCUGAUAUU